UUCGCGUCGAGUUUGGUGGGGGACGGACGUGCCGAUUUUCGUCCGCGACCGGCGACCGCGUGUGAUUCGAAUCGAAAGUGACAACUGAUAGUUAUUCUCGCAUGUUUUUACCAAGUGAAGUUUAAAAAUAAUGUGAGUUUAUGUGAGCCCUGUUUAUGUUGGACUCGAGUUUGUUGAAGACUAACCAGCGCAGAAGCGACAAUGUGGUCGGGCAAGAAGUGUUCCGACAGUGCGGCGGGCACGCCGACAGCCGAGGAGGAGGUCAAGGUGGUGCUGGUAGGCGACACGCAGUGCGGCAAGACCUCGCUGGUCCAGAGAUUCGUGUCUGACACUUUUAUUGAGGCGUACACACCGACUGGAUUUGAGAAAUACGGGUACACGUGCACAGUCGCCGAUUACAGAGUCAACUUCUCCGUUUGGGACACGUCAGGGACGACAGCGUAUGACACAGUGCGACCGCUGGCGUACCAAGACGCCAGGAUCUUCAUGCUGUGCUUCAACGUGGCUGAGCCAGAGUCCCUUCACAAUGCUGCUGCUAAGUGGUACAGAGAAGUGCGCACACACGGCGGCUCAGCACCUGUGCUGCUAUGUGGCUGUAAAGCAGACCUGCGCCACGACAAGGAGACCGUCGCCAUGCUGUCCAAGCUCAGGUCGCACCCCGUCACUAGCGAAGAGGAGACCGUCGCCAUGCUGUCCAAGCUCAGGUCGCACCCCGUCACUAGCGAAGAGGAGACCGUCGCCAUGCUGUCCAAGCUCAGGUCGCACCCCGUCACUAGCGAAGAGGUCAGUACUGCAGCGAUAAGACUGCCUUUGGUAUUACGCAACAUAAGCUAG
Molecule: messenger RNA, 834 nt
Organism: Ostrinia nubilalis (European corn borer)
Lineage: Eukaryota; Metazoa; Arthropoda; Insecta; Lepidoptera; Crambidae
Exons: 7
Coding region: 202-834 (210 amino acids)
Biological process (GO): small GTPase-mediated signal transduction
Cellular component (GO): cytosol
Molecular function (GO): GTPase activity; protein kinase binding; GTP binding
Source: RefSeq, a predicted model, not a curated record